AAUACAAAAUACGCUUCCAAUGGCGCCAUCGAAAUGAUCCGUGUGCGUGAUUUUUAUGCUAACAUUACGCAUGACAUCAAAAUCGAACGCUCUCCCAAUUUGUUUCUUCCUGAUGAUUGGACCAAAGGAUUUGCUCAGGGUUUGAAAAACGUGUUCAAAAGCAUACCCGGUUUCUACAAUAGUACCGUUCUUGAAAUAGGUGUUGGUACAGGCAUUAAUAUGGCUGGUCUUCUGUCUCUACCCUGUCCACCCGCUCGUUUCAUUGGUACAGAUAUCAGUCAAGAAGCCAUCAACGCAUCAUCAGCACUAGCACUUAAAGAACGGUGGAAUGUAACUCUUUCACAAUCAGAUUUACUGUGUAAUGUGUCGGAUGAUACAUUAGCCAAUGUUGAUUAUAUUGUCGGUUGUAUUCCGCAAGUACCCGCACCAGCAAGUAUAAAUCUAAUGGACAUGGAUAAUUUUGCCCAUUAUUAUGAAUCAAAAGGGACACAUUGGGAUGAUAUUGGUCUUGCUUUAAAUGCAGCAUUACUGCAACAGGCGGCUGAACGUGCUCCACAUGCUGCCGUAAUACUGAAUCUUAGCGGUCGACCCGGAAUAAAAUGUCUUCAAAGGUUGUUUAUAGAGAAUGGAUACAAGAAACCAUCUAUAUGCAAUGUCACAAUGGUCAAGCAACAUCAUGGAACAUCAGUGGCAGCCUUUGCGGUCAUGGAGAAUAAUGGUAGAGAUGCAUUCGAAUUCUUCGAAGACAAAGAUGGUAAAAUACCUAUUUGCGCGUCUGCUGCAGAACAACGCCGCCUGGAUGGAAAGAACGUCUAUCAUUACGUUUACGUUUUAAUAGGAGUACCUCUUGUUUAA
Messenger RNA from Adineta steineri, 855 nucleotides. NCBI's taxonomy places the organism in Eukaryota, Metazoa, Rotifera, Eurotatoria, Adinetida, Adinetidae. The record is from the annotation of a GenBank genome assembly.